AUGGAAUCAACGGCAGACGGUGGCGAUAAUCAAUCGUCCACCUCUGUUGUUGAAGCUCGCGAUUUUAUAAAGUUUAUAGUGAGGGUUGUGCCGGCAAUUUUGGAAGGCGAAACGGGCGAGUCGAACAGCCAUGAACUUCGAAACGCUUGCAACAGUGCCGAAUAUUUCGAAUGCAUCAAGAAAUUUUUGUCAGAUUCACAAAUAAGAGCACUGAUCGUGAGCAAAAGCGUGUUAAAAGACGAAGAGGAGGAUAGUUCUGGAACGGAUAGUGCAACAGAGUCGGAAAGAGACGGUCGAGUCACGUAUAGUAUUCAUUUGAACGUGCAAUAUACUGCGCCCAAAUUAAUCAGCGUUGGUUUCAUAAAAAGAUCGGGAGUUGUUGAAGCGGACAAAAAGAUCGCCUCACAGCUACGGGUGUUAAAUCUGAGCGAUGAUUCACCGUUCGAGACCCUGCAUUCGUUUGUCAGCAAUGCCAUCGCACCUUAUUUCAAAUCGUUUGUCAAGACAUCGGGAAAGGCUGACAGGUAUAUACAUGUUUUAUAUGUUAAAAGGCGUCGUAUAGUAUGUUUUAAAUAUAUAUGUAGAAGUGAUGGAAAUAAUAAAACACUGCAGCAAUUCACAAUUGGGGUCCCACCAACCUACAUCAAGGGCUUUUGCGCUUGGUUGAUUAAUUUAUAAACAACAAUGAACUAUACAAAUAAUCUUUCUAAAGAACGAGUCAUAAACGGGGGGCGGGGUGUGUGUGUGAAUAGGGGUAUACAAAUCCGCCGAUCCGCCCAAAUUUGAAGCAAAAUUCGCCAUUCAACAAUGGUCUUGUCUAAAUUUGGAUCCUCUAAAAGCUCUACUAUGAAGUCACAAUCCAGGAUCCGAACUAAUGCACCUAUCAAUGUUAAGCCCCCAGGGGAGGAGGCCGGGAUAUAGGUGGGGAUUAGACUUUUUGAAGAAAAUUUUGAGCUAAUGCCCUAAUAUGGGGCAACAAAAUACAGGCGAAUAUUGAAAUAUUCCCCACCAUGGGGGCCAAAUCCCCACAGUAUAAAAUAGAACAUAAUAAACAAACUCAACAAAUUCUGUUGAGAAUAGCUAGAGCAGCAAUGUUGUUUAAAAUCAUUAAAAGGGUUAUUUUAUUUAGAACUGUUGAAUGAUUAGGACUGUUGAAUUUUAUUUAGGACCAAUGAAUGUUUCAACAACAACAUUCAAGUUUUUCUCCUUUAA
Messenger RNA from Paramuricea clavata, 1212 nucleotides. The record is from the annotation of a GenBank genome assembly. Lineage: Eukaryota; Metazoa; Cnidaria; Anthozoa; Malacalcyonacea; Plexauridae.